GUGCUGCAGGGAAUAAAAAAUGAUCCCCGCAGUGAAAAGAAAUACUGUCCAGUUCUCUAGGCCAGGGCAGCCCCCUGAGCCUGAUGGAUUAAGUGGGGAGGGGAUCUUCAGUGACUCUGAAUGCAAAGAAGCUGCUUCAGAAAAGAACAGCCACACACCUAGCCAGUCCCAAGGGGACUCCCUAAAGGACACAUCGGACUCCUCUGUUUCUUCUUACCACACUGCUCUGUGCUCAGAGGGGGCUGAGAGUUUUAAGGACUGCGUGGAAUCUCUGGAAGAUGAAGGAGACACUCUGUUAACCCAGCCGCCUGAUGGUGACCCAGCUGAUGAAAGCGAUCUGCAUCGCAAGAACAAAACUGUACCGGUGAGCCUUUCUGAACAGAGCCUGGCUGGCCUGAAAGGUUUUUGGAGGGGCACUUCUGAGGACCCAGCUGAGCAACUACAUGGGACACCAAGUGAUUUUGACAAAGUCACAUGGGAGCUGCCUGAUAAAAACAGCAAAGGUGCUGGUGAUAUUUGUGCUGCUGCCUCUAUGGCCGUAGUUCAUUCAGCUUUAAAUAGAAGCCAGGCUUCAGGGGGGAGUUUAACAGCCACAGCUGAGAGGACAUUUAGCCCCCAGGCAGGCAGGGAGUGUGCAGCAAGCAAUCAAGUUUGCAGAUACAGAGGCUACCUCAGUGCCAAGGAGAAGCAACAGGUUCAGAUGUCAAUCACGGGCCCUGCUAAGAAUAGCUCUGCUCCAGGGUACAGCAGCAGGAUGGGGCUAGCCACAAGAGAGCUGCAGCCUGGAGACAGUGGGUCUAAAUAUUUGGAUCCGCCUUUACGAUUCAAUGCACCGAAACCCAGGGAGAUGUUCCUCAAAGAGCGCAAUACGAAGGGCAGCAGAGCUCCUGUGAUUAGCAAGGCCCCCUGCCCCCAGUAUUGCGCUGACAACUCCAGUGCUGGGAGCGACUCCGAAGAGGCUGAUAAUGAAGUUCAGAAGCUCACUGCUCUGUCGUUCCGGAGCCUCUCGUGCCCUCACGGUGGUUCCCUACAUAUGUACAGUUCUAGUAACAGGACAUCGUCUAGCUUGUCCAAUUCCUUGUCAGAAGACAGUAAUGGAAUGAACAGGUGGUCAACGUGUAAUGAGCUGAGAAAAGCAGAGGUGGUCAGCCAGGCAAAGGGCAGCAGACAAUUCCCAGCUGCCAGCCAAGUCCCAGAAAAAGAUCCGCCCAGUUACUCAUUCGGGAAGGACCCGUUCGAGUGUCUUGAUGUGGUGCUGGAAAGUGCCGACAGCAAAAAGGGCCACUCCAAAAAGAGGACCGUGCCCAAGCGGCAGAUCCAGCUCAAGCAGAGAGACAGGAAUGAGAUGAAUUUCCUCAGAGCAGGGGACUGCGCUGCCCAGCAGCCCUUUGCAGCCCCCAGGAACGACCCCUGCCCAAAGGGCAGGACCAUCAGCAAUGAAUUCAGGAUAAACUACAAACAGUUUCUGAGAACAGCGUCAUUAGACGACUCGUACAGCAAAACCAGGAUGGCCUCCUGCCUGGUGAAAAAUGUGCUGGCCAAGAAAAUGCAGUACGAGCAGAGGAUCAGAAUGGAGCAGAAAUCGAUGCAAGGCAGCUCGACCUCUUCUGUACCAUCCUCCGUAAGUACAGACCUCGUGGGGGAUUUCACGGAAGGGAAGUCAAGUUCUCUGUCCAAGUCCGACUGCAGCUGUUCAGCUGAAGAUCUGCAGAGUCAUUCAAUGAGCGAAAGGUCUGAGUCAAUGAGCCAAGAAAGCACUGAUGCCAUGCGGCCUACCAAAGGGGUAGUGCUGAACGAGCAGCAAAGGGAAAAUGUCUGCAAGCUGAAAAAGACGUUCAACGAGCUGAAUGAAAGACUGAAGUCUCAAGAAGCCACCCAGUCCAAGCCACUCCCCAUCUUGGCAGAUGGCGUGAACAGGGAUUCAGGCGACUGCAGGAAGCAGGUUGCCAGAGAGAGGAAAGAAUACUGGAGAGCUCGUGCCCUGUUUGAAUCCAAGCAGGCUGAGGUGAAAGGCUUGGGUGUCGCCCCGACGUUUUCCAAAGCACAAAAGCCAUGGCCCAGUUUGAAGCAGCGAGCAAUCAGCAAGAACAAGCACACGUCAUGGAAAGAGGAGAAGGUCCCCUUCAAGCCAAAAAGUGUGGUGGUGCCCAGGGAUCCAGCCAGGAACAUCUUCACGUCCACAACGCAGGAGAUGAAACUGAUCCCACAGAGCAAACCCGAGCAGCAGCAGAAGAUGCUGAAUGUCUCCAGGCAGCUGACUCCGGAGGGAGGUGCCGAGGAGAAGAGGCCAGCAGCAGUGCAGAGCAACAAGUAUUCCUCUCUCAUUUUGCCCACUUCCUGCAGAUCACGCAGCGAUGGGAAAAGCAGCCCCCCUGAAGCAUUGCGUGCUCAAGAGGCCAAGAAGACAGAGAGUAAAGGGAGGGGGCGAAUACAUCAGCCCAGGGACGUCAGAAAGUUAGUUAAGAACACCUAUAGCUUGUGCUUUAAAUCUUCAGACAGCUUCAAUAUAGACCAAGAAACCAACAGUGGGAAUAGCAUAAGCCUAUCAACAAAGGAGUCCACUGCAACUUCCCCUCUGUUUAUACACUGCACCUCAGUGUGUCGCAAAGAUGAUGUGCAAACGAAGACCCAUUCACAUGGAAAAAACCGGGAGCAGCAGUUGAACUUAGAUGUGUCAGCGCUUUCCAUACCAGAUCAGAGAGCGAGUGACCGGCAACACAGUGCCGCUUUAAACCCCAUCACUAAGCCCCACGUGGAUGAACCUGUCAGUCUUACCGAAAACAAAUGCACUGCAGUGGGUGAAUCUCCAAUCCACAUCACUCAAAUUCAGUCCAAGAAGAAGGUUGUAGUUGAGAAUGAAGAACCCCAGCUAAAGUCUGAAAAUAAACCAGUGUGUUACGAGAGGAGUGAGCUAAAUGUAACCCCAUGUUCCAAAGCCACGAGGAAAGCACCUCAGAUGGAAUCCCAGCUUCAUAUUAAAGUCAACAGUUCUCUUUCCAAGCAUCCACACAGAACACAAGCUGACCCCUUCCCUGCUCCAACUUACUCAGCUUCGGAUGGAAGAGCUACGACACAAGCUAAUUGCAACUCCCUAGAAAAAAGCAAAGCUGUUCUGUUACCAUCUUCAGCCUCUCCUAAGGACACCAAGAACCACACUGACAUCACUCGCAGCACCGCCAGGCCAGGUCAUUUUCAGGAGGCUCACGCCCACAAGGAGCCUGAGUGGCCAUUUCAGAAGGAUUUAUCCACCGAGAUCAUCUCAUUGACACCUUGUGACAGUCAAGACUUUUCUGUCAGUCCAAAAGAAGAAAACAAUGUCUCUGAACGGACCAAGGAAGGCUACAGACAUCUACAGCCCAUAAAGCCAACAGUGACAAGUACCCAAACAUCCCACACAAACACACCAGCAAACAAUCAGUCUGUUAACAGUUCAUAUCAGCAGAAGGCCCAGAAUAAAAUGUUUGAUGCCCCCAGGCCGUUGGAUAGCCAGGUGUUUGUGCCAGCAACCCGCAUGUCUCCAGAGUGUGCCAAUUCCAAUGCCUCCUUGAGAUCAAAGGAAUACAGUGAAGAAACCAGACUACCAGGAGUUCCUUCUGCUGCACCAUCACCCCCAGCUGGAAAGCUCCAAGAUCAGAGGGAGAAUUGGGAUCACUUGAACAGACAGCAGGCAGGAAACGAGCAAUAUUUCACAGCCACCCAUGCUGAGAAUGCCAACUAUUUAACAAUUCCCGUGAAAGCCCAGAAACCCGAAGCAGCUCCUAAGCCCUUGGUGCCCUCCCAUCCAGACCACACUUUGGUCAGUUCCAAUGUGUUCAACCAGCCAGGUGGGGAAGCACCCGUGAGCACAAUAAGCAAUGAGUCUCCACAGUUGAAAGCGCCAGAGGGCAAGGCAGCCGCAGACCACUCUGUGAAUGACCAGCCAAGCCAUGUUCAGCCCCAUCACAGAGUCAACGACUCACCCAAUUUCUUGAGGAGGAACAACGGUGUUUCACCAGGCAGUAGAAGUGCCCCUAGCCCCACCAGGUCUUUUGCUCCCCAGCCCCAGGCUCACAGGAAAAUGCUCAUUGAUCCAGACAGCGGGAAGUGCUACUACAUGGAACCUCCCAGACAGCCGCAGCUGAAAAUGCUCUAUGACCCAGAGACAGGCCAGUACCUUGAAGUGUUGAUACCCCCAGUCCCCUUGGCAUCACAUAGUAGGCUUUACCCAUCUCCUUUCAACCCAUUGGUCAUGAAUCCAGGGGUUUACGGACCUCCCUACAUACCAUAUCCAGGAUUCCCAGGGUUUCCUCCUCCUCCUGUGGCUAUGCCAUCCGUCCAUCCCGAUCUGCCAAAUCAACAGCCCGGUCAAGAAAAUACAAAUGUAACUGAAACCUUCAGCCCUAGUCCAAAAGGCGAAGCUCCACCAGCUACUCAAGCCACCGACUGCAACUACAUGGAGAGUUUAUAUUAUAUUCCUACUGGGAUGAAUUCAAGUCCUAGCCCUAAUCAGCCUUUAUUCUCCCCAGCUACAAGUUCCAGUCCUUCCAUGCCAGAGAAAGGGCCCUUGUUCCGGAUGUAAGACCCUCACCCAAAUGAACAUGCAGCACACGGAGAGUUAAAAGUGGGUUUCCCUCAAUGAAUGUAUAUUGCGUAUUUAUUUCUGAACAUUUAUACUUGAAAACAAGUCAAGCCUACACCAGUCCCCAAGAUGUGGUGGAAAAGGAGAGAGACCCACUGCCUGACCCCGCUGAUUAUACUUUGCUCCCCUUGUCCAGAUGUUUGGGCUUCCGAAGCAAAUCAGAGGUAACAGUGCACCAAGAAGACGGCACGGUGCACAUCACUUCCUGUUCAUCUCAUUGGUUUCUAAUGAGAAUGCAGAAUGCAAUAGCCAGACUAAUUAAAUGUAACCAGCCCUGACCAUCCUGGUGCUUGUGAAGUCAAUGGGAGUUUUGCUAUUGAUUUCAAAGGGACCAGGAUUUAGCCUAGCAGCCUCUCUCAUCCAUAACUGCUGAGCUGUUUCUUGAUGCACAGAACAAAGUAUUCUAAUGCUGGGCCUGAUCCUGGGAGGUGCUGUUCACCAGCCACCAGAGUUAUGUGUGCUCAGCACUAAGUGAAUCAGGAUCGGGCCCUGUGCCAGGUAAUUGUCAUUUUAUUUUGGUUUUUGCUUAGUCUGUGUUGGUAGGACACUGUCCAGGAGAAGCCCACUCUCUCGCUUUGAAAGACAAAACUUCCACUCGUCAGCAUUACAGAAAUUACCCGCACAACCUAGCUUGUAUUUGUAAAGAUCGCUGUUUCAAGGGGCUGCAUGCAUGAAGGCUGGACUGCAUACCGCCUCCCGGAUUGUUUUGUUCCGUCAAGCAAAGAGUUUGUGCAAAGGGGAGGGCAUGCUGCGUUAUGGGCAAUGGAUACUGGCUGGGAAAUUAUUUCAGGGAAGUUUUCUACCUUGCAGGAGGGCAGCUUGGCUGGUCACAGUGUGACAGCCUGGGAAUCUGUGAGAGCUGUUAGGAACUUGUCCAAGAAUUUUCAAUAUUAGCAAAAAGGGUCAAUAAUCGUUUUUACAAAUAGGUUCUCAGACCCUUGGGAAAUCUUAGCUGUUUCCGGCUGCUUUGGAGGACUGGCUGGGUGAAAUGCAUGCCCUGCAGAGGGAAGGUACCUCACGUAAGUCCUGCUUAAGCUCUUAAGGCUCUUACCUGCCAGCUUAAGCUCUUACCUGGACACUGCAAACAGUUGCAAUGUGGGCUUGGCGUUGCCUUUUCUUGCAAUGAUUUGUACUUGUUCACAUGUAUUUUUCAUGGUAUCAUUAAUCCUUUGGUUUCUUUGGCCUACACACUCCCCAGGUAUAUCUAUA
Messenger RNA from Terrapene triunguis (Three-toed box turtle), 5827 nucleotides. It is a transcript of the gene PROB1, whose product is annotated as proline rich basic protein 1. Lineage: Eukaryota; Metazoa; Chordata; Testudines; Emydidae. The transcript has a single exon. The coding region runs from base 20 to 4558 and encodes 1512 amino acids. The record is from RefSeq and is a predicted model, not a curated record.